UAGGUAUUUACAUCAACUAUAAUAUUAUAUCAUAGUUUAUACCUAUAUCGGCUAUAUCACAGUUGCUAUAGCGAUCAUGGUAGUAACAUGUAAACAUUUUCUUACCGGCAUCACAAUAUAUCAUAGGGUCUGGUGUAAUUGUUGUUAUUGUUAUAAUUUUAUUAAUGUGUAAUAUUGUAAAACACGCAGUCAUGAGUGUUAUUAUUGAUACAUCGGCGUGAAAGGUGUAAACUAAACUUAUGAAACGUAAAAUAACUACGUAGACAUGUAUAGUGCACAAUAUAAUACAUAUUUUGUUUCUACUUCUUGUUUAAUUAUGUGUAUAUUAAAUUGAAUAUGUUGUAUGUAUAAAAUAUUAAGUUUAAGAACAAUAUAUGUUGAGAUAACGUUCAAUAUGGAUCCCCAGGCCGUCAACUUCCAAUACUGCAACUUAGCAGUUCAAGACGUUGCACAAUUUUCCAAAAAAAAUCUAGAAGAUUAUAGAAUUGUUAGUAGAAAACAAUUGGAUAGAAUCGUUAGUAAUUCUGAAAGACACUUGACAGAAGAUGAACAUCGUUGGUUAAUUAAACGAGACUGUAAAAAAGUUAUUUCAGAUAUAAACAAGUGUGCGCGCAGGAAAAAAUUGAAACACACCGAACGAAGAAUAUCGUCGAUCGUUGAUCGACGAGCAUUGCAGCAGGACGAAGAGUUUCGCUGCAAAAACGCGGCGGUCAUCAAUGAUGUUUUGAAUAUUUGCCGUAACACGUCACCUGAUGCGAGAAUCAGCACAAUCGUCAAUAAUUUUACCGUCAUCAAUGUACAACAGUUGAACGUCAACAUCAUCAACAACAACAUUAAUUACUAUCAAAAUGAUUAUAAUAAUCGCGGUAGCGAACCAACAACGAUAUUCGAGUGCACGGAAGACGACUAUCAAACUGAUCGUACAACUACUGAAAAUGACCGAUGUUGUAACAACGCGACGAGCGAAAAAAACGGAUCAGAAACGUUGGCAAUGCGUUUGCUGCAGAGGAUUUACUGGGACAAGUGGCGGGAUUACACGACAAAAUCGAAAGCGUCCCGCGGUCUCGAAGGGAUUAACAAUAAAGUCAAUAAGUUUUUGUCGAAAAUUCAAGAAGAAUUGGACACUGACAAUCGUCGGCGGAAGAAUAGAACGGCCGAUGACAAUAAACAGACUUGUGCGUGGAAUCGUGUGGCACCAGUGACGAAGCGGAUCGCCCACCGUGACCGUCAGCAGGCAAAAAUUGACGAACAGAAAAAAAUGCUUGAGAAACAGCGAAUGGAAAUCGAACGCCUGAGACUUCAACAAUUUAAAUUGGAAUCCGAAAAGGCGUUACUUGAGAACCAGAGACUGUUGCAGGAUCUGCAUCAUUCUGGCGGGUAUGAAAGGAAACCCAAAAUCCGAAACGCGCAGCCGCCACAGCGCAGCGCUGCCACGGCGAAUCCGUCGGACAUACUGAACCGGAUGGAAGUACGGGCCCUGGAACGCCGGGUUAAGUGGGAGGCAAUUAAGGAGAGGCGCCGGAAGGCGGAACAGGAAGAAAUGCGGAGAAAACGUGAGCUGGAGGAAAAGUGCAUGAGAGAACGGAUGGAAAAGAAACGCGAGCGAUUGCUCGAGGCUAGGGAAAACCUGAGAUUGAGGACUAUCGAAGAGGAAAGACGAAAGGCGGAAAGGGAAGCGUGGCGGGAGAACGUUCGGAUCGCUGACGAUUCGUAUCGUAAACUGUUGAUGAGGAGAGGACUCGAAGCGUUCAGAGCGAAUUUAAAUUGUGCCAGAUGGCGGGCAGAAGAGGCUUCAGAACACUACGACAGACAAUUAGUCAGCACUUGCUUCAACAAAUGGCGAUUUUACGUGAAUAAUAGUAUGAACGAGAAAAUAUUUUUGGCUGAUCAGUUUUACAAGCAGAAAUUAAUGAAAACUACAUUUCUAGGAUUUUAUGAGAUUUUAGAAGAGAGGAAAAAAAAACAACAAGUAGCUGAAGAUUGGCACAAUUUUAAAAUGGAAGAAUAUUGGUUUAAGAGAUGGCAUGAUUAUGUCAGAGAAAUUAGAGUUCAAACACAAAUAAAAAUGUUGAAAGCAGAAUCUUAUCAUAACAAGAUAAUAAUGAAGCAUUGUUUUGAUAAUUGGAGAAAGUUUCCUGAAAUAAUGUACAAGGAAAGGCUUAAAGACUGCCGACUACGUAUGUGGCAUGAAAAGGUUCAAGAAAUUUUACCAGACUUUAUUCCACCAGAAUUUGAAUUAUAAUAUACUUACUGUAGAUUUAUCACAAAAUUGUACAAAAUAUGUAUAGAUUAAUUAUAUAUAUUGUUUUUCUUGUGCUACCUAACAAUUGAAUGAAACAUUAUUAUUUAUAUAAUUAUUAUAUUACAAUAUGAAAUGAUUAUUA
Molecule: messenger RNA, 2384 nt
Organism: Melanaphis sacchari
Lineage: Eukaryota; Metazoa; Arthropoda; Insecta; Hemiptera; Aphididae
Product: coiled-coil domain-containing protein 191
Exons: 5
Coding region: 344-2242 (632 amino acids)
Molecular function (GO): phosphatase binding
Source: RefSeq, a predicted model, not a curated record